CAAAUAUUGUCAUCCUCACAAAUGGUUAACCUGCUGGGAGCUGCACAGCACUAAUGACUUCACAUUCAUUUAAUCAGCUUGGGCUUCCAGAGCCUCCUCCUCGGGAGCAGGGAAGGCCGUGCACCCAUGCACCCGGGGUACAAAUGCUCCCAAAGCCGCACCUCUGCCUUACCAAUCAUUAAUCAACCCGGGCCAGCAAGGAGCAAGCGGCAAGUAAGCAGGAAAAGGCCAGGUCUCCACAUCCCCCACGGGAGCAGCAGGAAGCAGUGCUGACCGGUUCCCUGUGGUGGCAGCUCACUCUCCGACCACCCUCCCCUGGGAGGCCCCGUGGAGGUGGCCAGUCCUGCACGCACAGUCCUUUCCUUCAGGAAGGUCACUCGGUCCAGGGAGUGGGAGGCUCUGCCUGUUUCUGGGAGCUGCUGAGCUGCACAUGAGGUGGGGGCUCUGAAGAAGAGUUUCUGCCUGGCUGUACCGCAGUCUUCAUCUCUUCACCAUGCAGCACAAGGUGUUUUGGAGUGCCCUGGAGUACACCUGCCGAUUGCUGGGCAUCUCCACUGCAGCAGUGCUGAUCGGUGUGGGCAUAGAAACUCUGCAGCGAGGACAGUUCAAAAGCCUGGCUUUCUAUCUGCUUUUUUCAGGGGUUGCAGUUACUGUCUGUGAAGGCUUCUUCUUUAUCAGUUUGUUCCUGGAGAUGUGUUUCACUCACAAGCCUGAAUCCCUGGCACAGGCCUGCUGGAAGCGAGCUAGACGCCCAGGGAGCUUCCAGAAAUUCCUGGGGUACACGCUGCUCUCAGUGGCUUGCUUCCUGCAUCCCAUCCUCGUCUGGCAUGUCACCAUUCCUGGGUCCAUGCUGGUGGUCACUGCCCUGGCCUACUUCCUGCUGAGCAAGAGGAGGAAGAGCCCAGGACACAAAGAGAUGCAUCCCCAGACGAGCCAGUACGUGGACCCUUCAGCCACCAUGGCAGCCCCAACCAUCGUUGGUGACACUGAGCAGAUCUACACCUUCCACGGGGCCCAGAGGGAGCAGCACCACUCACUCCUGGGCCACAUGAAGAGCAUCCUGAAGGGCAGCAAGGACAGGAGCUCAGCCCCAGUAACUCCUGCCCAACCAGCAGCCAUGUCAGUCCCUCGCAAGCAAGUGCACUUCCAGGAGAAGGUGGUGCAGAUCAUCCCCUCUGUCAGCGAGAGCUUGGAGGAUGUGGAGAGUGAGGCUGAAGAGACCACAUCAGACACAACACCCAUCCUCACGCCACCAGAUGCCCCCAUCAUCGUCGCUCCACUCAGCUCCACAGGGCUCUUUUGAGCCCUCAGCAGGAAUGAGGACAUGACAGACCUGCUACCCCUGGCACUGGCAUUGCUCCCCGAUGCUCCAGUAGCCAAAGGGCCCCAAGAAGUGGCUCUUCUUGCCCUCCCUGCAUCCAGGGUAGCAGCUGUGCCACCCCCCUUUUCAAGGGGCUGCCCACCCUGCAUGGUCCCACAUGUUGUGGCAGGGUCAGGCGGUGGUUCAGCCAGCGUAGUUCCAGGACAGAGAGGUUUCUGCUCCCAUGGCCUCUCACAUGGGUCACCCCUCUGUUACAGCAUUACACAUCACUGCAGCUGCUCCUGCCUAACAUCACAGCCAUGGCAUGUGCCUCCCCUCUGGCAGCAGCAGGCAGGAAAAGCGGAGACUGACAUGCCCCAGAGCAGCCUCUGCUGGGGCAGUUGUCUCCCUUUGGUCCUUUGUGCACAUUGGAGAACUCAGGGCUGGGACACGUUUGACACAGGGCACUGCAGCCUGCAGGUUCCCUCACAGCACCUGCACCAGCUGCAGCAGCCUGGGAUAUCCAAAAUGUCAUUUUGGAGGUGGGCUGAGACCAAGCACACCCCUGGGGCUAGCACCUGCUCAGUACCUCCCCUGAGACACACCCUGAGCCCAGCAGGGAAAUUACCUCUGGCCUUGGGAGCACCUAUGGGGCAGCAGGGAGCACCCUGGGGCUUCCUUGUGUCCCCUGCUUGGACAGACCUCUUGAAUUAGGAGAGCUUUGGGAUAAUAUGGUAGCUCAGGUCCUGAGAUUCAACUCCACGCUGGCAUGGCAGACUGUGUGCCACUCCCAAUGUGUAAUUAUGGCCCCUAGAGGGCAAAGGCAAUAAUAAAAUUACAUCUCUGUCUCACCAGUUCCCUCCAUGCCAGCUCUUCCCUGAACACUUCAUCUCUGGCUUAAUCCUAGCAUAAUUUCUGCCUCUUGAGGACCGUUCCCUUAUAAUCAGGCAUUUCCCUCCAGUUCAAUUUAUGUCUUUCAUUCUAUCCCACCUGAGAACACGUGGGAAAGAACUCAGGUGGCUGGGUUUCCCCUUGAACAUGGGACAUUAAGCCACACUGUCACCCCUGUUGGGAUGAAGAGUUGUAACUGUGCAGAGCCCAGACACACAGCAUUGGGGUAAGACAAUAGUAGAGAGAGAAGUUCCUUGAGACCUGCUAGACUAUUUAUAAGGUAGAAGCCAGUAAAGCUGGCUGUUUUUCUUGAAAAUAGGUUAUUUAUUCUCUUUAAAAUCUCACCUCUCCAAGUGACAAUCAUCAUGCUCAUUCAGGAAAGCGAUGUAGGUCAAAGUGUAAUCAGAAAACACUUGAGAUAAGAAACCAGUGGUACUUUUUAAUACACUCUUUUAAACUGA
Molecule: messenger RNA, 2652 nt
Organism: Pseudopipra pipra
Lineage: Eukaryota; Metazoa; Chordata; Aves; Passeriformes; Pipridae
Product: lipase member M-like
Exons: 5
Coding region: 494-1303 (269 amino acids)
Molecular function (GO): hydrolase activity, acting on ester bonds
Source: RefSeq, a predicted model, not a curated record